AUGCCUCCACCGAUAGAGGCCCCGAGCUCGAAGAAGCGCAAGAGCACCAAGAAUUCAGGUGCUCCCUCGUCCAAGCGCCGCGCCGUGGCCGAGGAGGACGGCUUUGCCGAGACCUUGUCAAAUGUUCAAGAGCUGGAGAACCAGAUUGCAGAGUCGCGCAAAUACUACAACAACAUUGCCACUCUAAUUUCGAUGCUGAAUGUGGAGAAGUCCGCCAAAAAUCCCGAGCUUGCAGUGGCUGUCUCGCUAUGCCGAGUAUUCAGUCGAUUGAUGGCUGCGGGCAACCUGUCUGAGAGCAGUCGCGACGCCGAGAAUGAGAAGAUUGUAGUGGCAUGGCUGAAGGAGCGGUGCGCGGAAUAUCAGCGUGCACUGUUGUUGAUCAUCCGCGAGGCCGACACAACUUCCCAGGUUACGGCCCUUACUCUGAGCAUGCGCCUCGUGAAAGAAUACAUUACACACAUUCCCGGAGCAGACAGCGCUAUCUGGUCUGGUCUGUUUAAGGACAUCUUUGAGGCCCUUAUUGAGGCCCGGGAUGGCCAGGAUGUGCGGUCCGAAUUUGUGGCCAAGUUUAUGAAAGAAUAUGAGGAUAUUCGAUACCAAACAUUUGGACAAAUAGCUGAGUAUGCAGCUGUUCGGCGAAAGCCCGACACCAUCGAAACCCUCAUUUCCCUACUCUCGGCAUGCGACGACGUACCGCCGGCCGAGUACGAGUUUGACUUCGAUGACUUUUUCGCGAAACCCGACCCGACCAACAAGCGCCUUCGCACUGUUCAUGGACACAAAAGGCGAGCGCAAGAAGCAUGGCUGGCCAUUCUUCGGAAUAACCUCUCCCAAGCGCAGCGGAAAGCCCUUCUUCGCAUUAUGGUGCAUAACAUCGAGCCCUGGUUCACCAGACCUGAACUUUUGAUGGACUUCCUCACGGAUUCGUACAACGAGGGCGGUGCCAUGUCUCUCCUUGCUCUGUCCGGUCUCUUCUACCUUAUCCAAGAGAAGAACCUGGACUACCCGCAAUUCUACGCCAAAUUAUACUCGCUCCUUGACGCAGACCUUCUGCACUCCAAGCACCGAUCACGAUUCUUCCGCCUGCUAAACACUUUCCUCGCCUCGACCCAUCUUCCGGCUACCCUCGUGGCAAGCUUCAUUAAGCGUCUCUCCCGUCUCGCGCUCAAUGCGCCACCCUCGGCUAUCGUAGUCAUCGUCCCCUUCAUGUACAACCUCUUCAAGAGCCACCCCACCUGCACGUUCAUGAUGCACCGUGAGGUCCGUGACAAGAAGCUGGCAGCAGAGCUUGAGGCCGAGGGCAUGGACGACCCAUUCGAUCCGAACGAGACGGACCCUAUCCGCACCAAUGCCAUCGAAAGCAGUCUCUGGGAAAUUGAGACUCUCCAGUCUCAUUACCACCCCAACGUCGCUGCCAUUGCCCGUAUUAUCUCCGAGCAGUUCACAAAGCAGGCCUAUAACCUGGAAGACUUCCUCGAUCAUACCUAUCAGGGUAUGGUGCAGGGCGAGCUCGGCACGGGGGAGAAGCCGCUGAGGAAGACCCCCGUGGUCGAAUACCAAAUCCCCAAGCGUAUCUUUACGGAUCGGUUGCUGCAGGAAGAUGGCGAUUUGGACUCUGGGCCCGGCUCCUUCAUGCGUGGACUAUGGGAUUUUUCGUCUUGA
Messenger RNA from Penicillium canariense, 1662 nucleotides. It is a transcript of the gene noc4, whose product is annotated as ribosome biosynthesis protein NOC4. NCBI's taxonomy places the organism in Eukaryota, Fungi, Ascomycota, Eurotiomycetes, Eurotiales, Aspergillaceae. The transcript has 3 exons. Gene Ontology annotation, biological process: ribosome biogenesis. The coding region runs from base 1 to 1662 and encodes 553 amino acids. The record is from RefSeq and is a predicted model, not a curated record. Gene Ontology annotation, cellular component: Noc4p-Nop14p complex; nucleolus; small-subunit processome.